Saitoella complicata NRRL Y-17804 is the source of this 588-nucleotide messenger RNA. Its product is annotated as bola domain protein. Bases 41 to 451 code for a protein of 136 amino acids. NCBI's taxonomy places the organism in Eukaryota, Fungi, Ascomycota, Saitoellomycetes, Saitoellales, Saitoellaceae. The record is from RefSeq and is a predicted model, not a curated record. The transcript has 2 exons.
GAACUCCGCCCCUUCUCCCAACUCCUCGAGUGGAUCUUCCAUGCUUUCCCGCUCCCUCUUCCGUCAACUGCGACCAACCCAGAUCACCAACUUAUCACGUACAAUGUUCUCAGCCGCAAGAUCUGCAGGACCCCUCGAGACCGUCCUCCGAGAAAAAAUCACAGCCGAAUUUCAACCCCUCUACCUCUCCAUCACCAACGACUCCCACAAACACGCCCACCACAUCGCAAUGAAAGACCCUUCCUACGCCAACCAACCCGAAACGCACUUCCGCGUAACCAUCGCCUCCGAGAAAUUCGAGGGAAAGAUGUUGCCUGCAAGACAUCGGAUGGUGUAUGCGCUGUUUAAGGAGGAGAUGGCGAGGGCCGGGGGCAUUCAUGCGUUGCAGUUGCAAACUUGGAAUAAGAAGGAUUUGGAGAGGAGGAGGGAGGCUGGGGAGGUUGAGGAGUGAUUUCGUGAAGGAGGGUAAAAUGAUAUUGGAAGCCGGAGGAAAGAUUACCUGAGGUGAAGCACGACAUAGGUAUGAAUGCAGCAGACUGAAAGACGGGUACGAGACGGGGAUAACUCAGUUAUUAACAAUCAUCUCGC